UGUAACUUUUUACGAGCUUACAGGAAGAAUGCGAUUCUGGACUUUCUUUCGGUGAUCUGUAGCUUACAGAAACCGUAAAUAUUUACGAGGACUCAAGAGGUGGUCGGAAGCCUAUCGAAUGAUAUAUUGUGAGGUUAUGUCGAAUGGUUUGUUUAUUUUCUGGUGAACAACUUUUUGAAAUAGAUUCAUAAUGAAUGAUAAUAAUAAUAUCGCUUUGUUUAUUGGGUUGUUAUUAGAAGAAAACCAUAACAGGAACUUUAUGAGAAUUGAAAGGAGAAGGUUGCGUGAUCAAAUGAAUCCUUUCGAAAUGCCGGAUGCUCAGUUUAUAAAAAUGUUUAGACUGAAGAAGCAGUGCACCAUAAACUUAAUAAAUGCUUUACAGCAAUUUUUACCCACAAAAAAUGCAAAUGCUAUUGCAUUACCCAAAAAAGUGUUGAUUACUCUCAACUUUUUGGCCACAGGGUCUUUCCAGAAUUCUGUAGGUUCCAAUACCUGGUUAUCACGCAAAAACUAA
Coccinella septempunctata (seven-spotted ladybird) is the source of this 514-nucleotide messenger RNA. RefSeq lists its product as uncharacterized. Lineage: Eukaryota; Metazoa; Arthropoda; Insecta; Coleoptera; Coccinellidae. The record is from RefSeq and is a predicted model, not a curated record. The transcript has 4 exons. The coding region runs from base 191 to 514 and encodes 107 amino acids.